AUAGUUUAUAAAUCAAUUGAAAGGGCUUACGCUAAAAUUCUCCUUUCAUUUUCCUUCUCUCUCACAUCGGCCUCCAUUCAAUCAAAUCCAUCCAUGGCUUCUUCUUCCCAAGCAAGUCUCCUUCUUCAGAAACAACUCAAAGAUCUAUGUAAAAACCCUGUUGAUGGAUUCUCUGCUGGACUUGUUGAUGAAAGUAAUAUUUUUGAAUGGAGUGUCACUAUUAUCGGACCGCCUGAUACUUUAUAUGAUGGAGGUUUUUUCAAUGCUAUAAUGACCUUUCCACAAAAUUAUCCGAACAGCCCUCCAACCGUAAGGUUUACCUCGGAGGUGUGGCAUCCAAACGUUUACCCUGAUGGAAAGGUCUGUAUAUCGAUUCUUCAUCCCCCUGGUGAUGAUCCUAAUGGCUAUGAACUAGCAAGUGAGCGCUGGACUCCAGUUCAUACGGUAGAGAGCAUUGUUUUAAGCAUUAUAUCAAUGCUUUCCAGCCCUAAUGACGAAUCGCCUGCUAAUGUGGAAGCUGCGAAAGAAUGGAGAGACCGAAGAGACGAUUUCAGGAAGAAAGUUGGCCGAUGUGUGAGGAAGUCGCAAGAAUUUGACUGAAUCCAAAGUGGUGAGUCCUUAUGGCUGAUUUGGCCUGUGUGGAACUGCCAUGUUAAGUUUCUUAUUUUAUAUAUCCUUCUACACUCUUGUUUCGCUUUACUUAAUGUUAACGACUUAUGGAAUACGUUCAAAAUGUCAUUUUUUGGGAUGCUUUUUUGUU
Molecule: messenger RNA, 760 nt
Organism: Erigeron canadensis
Lineage: Eukaryota; Viridiplantae; Streptophyta; Magnoliopsida; Asterales; Asteraceae
Product: ubiquitin-conjugating enzyme E2 7
Exons: 6
Coding region: 94-600 (168 amino acids)
Biological process (GO): ubiquitin-dependent protein catabolic process; protein polyubiquitination
Molecular function (GO): ubiquitin conjugating enzyme activity
Source: RefSeq, a predicted model, not a curated record